GGAACACACUACUCCCUCCUGCUCUGCUCCCGACCACGGCGGCGACGGCGACGGCGGCGGCGAGGUGACACCGAACGGCAUCAAGGUGCUAUUCUCCCCGGCCGACAUGCUCGCCCCGUCAGUCCGCUGGAAAUGGAACUGGAAGCAAGCGCCACCCACAAGACGGCGGCGACGGCGACGGCGAGGAGACGCUCGUCUUGCAGUCCAGCUGCUCAGCUACCUGACCGGCAUGGUCGCCCCCGGCGCCCUCUCCUCCGUCCGCUGGAACUGGAACUGGAACUGGAACUGGAAGCAAGCGCCACUCACCUCAACAGGUCAGUUCUCAUGUGUUGUGCCCGCGCCCUGCCCUAAAGGUGCUUGCGUUUAUUCCCACCACCACCAGCUUCAUCAGUACCAUAGUGGUCAGGCCAACCAACCACUCAGUUGCCGACCGCGCCCUGCCCUGAAGGUGCUUGCGUUUAUUCCCACCACCACCAGGUUCCUUACACCGCCACCUUCCUAGCUAGCUCGAGCAGCAUGGUCACCAACCAAGCACUCAGACUCAGUUGCCCACCACGUGCACGCACGCUUGUUUGCUUUAGUCAGUGGAACCGCAGCUGUCUCCGUCCUAUUGUCCGUCUCUCUCGGCGUGUCCCCAGAAAUUAAGUAAGUAAUGGCCGCCAUACAUCAAGAGGAGAGCUUGAGCCUUGUGAGAGCCAAUUCAAGUAUAAUAUGAUCAACCCGAGCCUAGCUUUGUAACGCUCAGCUUACCAAGCUCAUUCACAUGGCAUGUCCAUGUCCUUGUGCCGGCCAGCGCCUUGAAGGCCGCAACGUCACCAGCGCCAGACCCGCCUUGUCUUUACCCUUGGAUUUGCUUCACGGGAUGGGAUGCGAUUACUUUGGUUGAUCACAUCCGGUGGGAGCAAUGCUAUCUUUGGCUCGAGCAGAUUACUCGCCCGUCGGACCUGAACUUGGUCGCUCCUUCAGGAGCACCACAACUGAGGCUCCUUCAGUUCACUAGCACUAGUAUAACAGUAAAAGACCUCGAUGCUGAAGGAGGGCUCAUUUGCUUGCUUGUUAAGCAGCCAAACCAAAUGUGAUCCUGGUCUCUCUUGAUCCCACCCUCUCUCGUAUCAUCUCCACUCCAGGCAUUGCUGCACAGGUCGAAUGUAUUCCUCUUAAGAAGACCACCGAGCCUCUCCCCGAUACGUACAGACAGAGUAUAUUCUGGAACGACAGGAGUAGCUUUUAGUAUUGGUUAUUACUCCCUCCGUAAAGAAAUAUAAGAGCGUUUACAACACUAAAAUAGUGACCUAAACCCUCUUAUAUUUCUUUACAGAUGUAGUACUAGUUUAUUUGUAGCUCUCCAUUUUUUGAAUCUGUGUGACAAGUGGAGCAAGUAGCCUGAUUAUUACUACUGAAGAACUACUUUUGGCUUUGUGCAGCUGCUUAGUGCUUUCACCUCACACUUGUGCUUUGCAAGCAAACCAAAUGCACCACGUUGGCUUUGUUUAAUCGCUGAUUAAUUAACACUCGCUUACCAAGCUCAUUCACAUGGCAUGUCCUAGCUUGUGCCAGCCAGCGCCUUCAAGACCGCAACACCACUGAGUGACGCGAGACCCGCAGCCUAGUCUUGUUUUUACUCUUGGAUGCAUGCUUUGCUUGGGCAGCGAUUAGUUUAGUUGAUGACUUGUACCUGCUGAUCAUUAAUACAGAUUGAGAGACAUCAUAUCGUCGUAGUAAGUAAAGUAAGCAGCUAGUCUACAUGUCACCAAAUAACUUGCAGCUUGCACUAAGUACGACAUGUUAACAGAGCAAUUGCUUAGCUCAUCAAUAGUUCACAUGACAUUUUCAUAUUUUGUGAAUCAUAUGUCGUAAUGAUUAUAGCACUGGAAACUUCAUUCAAAUACAAAUUUGAUGGCAUGUGUUUUUUGUGGGCCGGAUACAAAUUCUGUUGGCCAAACUGAUUUUUGAAUCUCAAAAUACGCAGAAGCCAGUAGACUAGAAGGAGAGGGAGUAGGUUUUUUGUACUUGCGGAUGACAGCCCCUCGUAUAUCUUAUUAAGUGCGUGUGACAAGUGCAGCUUGUCCAGUAAUACUAGUUAAUUAGUACUAGAUCAGAUCUGUCCGAGUGCUAAACACUCACUAACUCACUCUCUCUUUCUCACUGCCGCUCUCCGCCGCUUGCUCUCUUCUCCCUGCCUCCCCCCGUUGCCUCGCCCUCUCCCCCAUCGCCUCGCCCUCUCCCCCGUCGCCACGGCGACGGCAGCUCCUGGAUCUGGACCAGCCGCACCGCACUGCUGCCGCAGAUCACCAGCUAGCUAGGCCUCCCUGUCAGUCGGCAUCCAUCACCGGCAGACCAGUACCUCGUGCGUGCGAGUCAGCGUCGUACAUCCUUGCAUCUGAUGGGAAUGUACGUGGCGCUCCGUGCGGCGCAAUGGGUGGUGGGCAAGGCACUAGCCCCCGUUGCCAAUGGCAUGCUAGGGGCUUGGGCAGCCACCAAGAACUUUGGUCCCAACGUCGAUGCCCUCAGCACGGAGUUGCUGCUUGUGAAGGCCACGCUUGAGCAAGCUGCCUACAAGGAGCUUGGAGGCCCGGCAAUGGAGAUGCUGCUGCAGAAGCUGCGGGACUCGGCGCAGAAUGCUGAAGACUUGUUGGAUGAGCUGGACUACUUUCGCAUCCACGAUGAGCUCCAUGGCACGCACGAUGCUGCCGACCAGCACGGCGAAGGUGGCGUGCACAACCUCGCCCUCAAUGCUCGGCACACCGCCAAAGCUGUUGGCAAACUGGUCAACUGUUGCCCUUGGCAGCGUUCUAAGCGCCGACAGAGCUCACACGACGAUUCCUCCUCAGCGCAAGAUGCCAAUCAGGUGGUCAGGGGAUGCAUGCCCAAGCUCGGUAAACUCCUACCUUGCACAUUUUCCCCACAUUCACAUGUUCAUGGUGAUGAUGACGAUCAUGGCAAUGGGCAAGAAACACCAAAACUUGAGUUUAAUAGGGUUGAUUUCUCUCAAAGGAUGAAGGAUACUGUAGGGAAACUGCAGCUUAUGCGUAAUGAGAUUAACAAGAUUUUGCAGGGUUGUAGCCUUAGAACUGUCUCAAAUAUAGCCCAGAGCCGUCCCAUCACCAAAGGUCGAAUUGAUGAGCCAAAAUUGUACGGGAGGGACCGUGUCAUGAAUAGCACCAUACAUGAUAUCACCAAUGGUCAGUACUGUGGCAAGGGGCUAACUGUGCUUCCGGUUGUUGGUCCAGGGGGAGUGGGGAAGACAACUUUGAUACAACACAUAUAUGACAACCAACAAGUGCAGGAUCAUUUUCCAGUCAUGAUUUGGAUAUUUGUGUCCCUCGAUUUCAAUCUGGAUAAGGUGCUAGAACAGAUUAAAAGAUCUACCCCUCAAGUUAGAAGUGAAAAAAAGUGCAGUACAACAGAAGAGUUGAUUGAACAGAGAUUAAAAUCUAAAAGGUUCUUACUUGUCUUGGACGAUAUAUGGCGGAUUAGUAAUGGGGAUGACUGGGGGAAAUUAUUGUCAACACUCAAUCAAUCACAAGAAAAGGGUUGUAUCAUUCUAGUCACAACUCGGUUUCAAUCAAUAGCACAGAAUGUUAAAACAACUGCCGAUUCAAUAGAACUGGGUGGUUUAGAAUCUAAAGAGUUUAGGAAGUUAUUCCUUGCAUUUGUCUUUGGCAGUGAGCAAUGUGGAAAGGAUAAACAUUUUUUGCUUGAGACUGGAGAUAAGAUAAUGGAAAAACUAAAGGGAUCCCCUCUUGCAGCAAAGACCGUUGGUAGAUUAUUGAGUAAAGAUCUUAGUUUGUGUCAUUGGAAAAGGGUCCUAAAAAGCAAAGAAUGGGAGAAGCAGACCGAUGGCAAUGGAAUUAUGCCUGCCUUGAAGCUUAGCUAUGACUUUCUCCCUUUCCAUCUGCAACAAUGUUUUUUCUAUUCUGCAUUGUUUCCUGAAGAUUACCAUUUCAGAAGCCGUGAGCUCAUCAAUCUGUGGAUCGGACUAGAUAUUUUGAUACCUGGUGGUCAAAACCAAACAUGUGAAGAUAUAGGUUUGAGCAAUCUAAAUGCUUUAGUCAUCCAUGGAUUUUUUAGAGAAGAGGAAACUUCUGCUGGUCCGCGUUAUGUUAUGCAUGACCUACUGCAUGAUUUGGCAUUGAAGGUUGCAUCACAUGAUUGUCUUAGUUUACAUCUCCCUAAUGAUGGAUCAGUAGAAGUUCAGCCAUCAAUCCGUCACUUGUCUAUAAGCACAGAGGACUUAGUGAAAUAUGAUGCAGUGUCCAGUGAAAAGUUAAGGAGUGAAUUGGAAGAAAUAAAGACGAGAUUGAAGGUUGAACAUUUGCAUACACUGAUGUUAUUUGGAAAAAUGGAUGAAAGUUUUUCUGAGGUAUUUGGUGAUUUCUUUGGGGAAGCAAACGCUCUUCGUGUUCUUUAUUUGCCCAACAUGAUGUAUCCUGUGCAGUCCAUGUUACAUAACUUUUCAGGACUUGUCCACCUACGAUGCCUAUGUCUAGGGACAAGGGUGAGACAGAUGCAUUUACCAAUUAGCAUCUCCAAAUUCUACCAUUUAAGGAUUCUAGACCUUGUGUCAUGGGAAGGGAGUCGUGAUUUGCCUGAAGACAUGAGCAACCUUGCAAAGUUGUGCCAUAUUCAUAUUCGUUUUCAUCAGCGUCAUUCUGAUAUUUGUAAUGUGGGGAAAUUUAAACUCUUGGAAGAGUUAAAUGUAUUUCGAGUCCAUGAAGAAAGUAAAGGAUUUGAACCAAGUCAACUAGAGCAUUUGACCAAGCUAAGGGAGCUUGGCAUCUACAACCUUGAGAAAAUACAUACAAUAGAAGAAGCAGCUGAAGCAAAACUGAUAGAGAAAAACUACUUGAAGAGGUUAGCAUUGGUUUGGGAUAGUGGGCGCUCUAGUGUUGAGCCUGUUAUGGAAGCAUUGGUUCUUGAGAGCCUUCAACCCCAUGAAGAUAUCCAAGUGUUGUGCAUUAGAGGGCACAGAGGCCCUUCUUGUCCAACAUGGCUGGGUGAUGAGUUUGCUGCUGAAGGUCUACAAUCUCUUUAUCUUUAUGGUGUUUCUUGGGAAAUUUUCCCUUCUUUAGGGAAGGCGUGGGAUCUUCGUCAACUAAGGUUGGUGGAUAUUGCCAGACCGAAGGUGUUUAUUAUAGAGAAAAGCUUUUGCAUGCUAACAAAGCUUGAACUCAUUGGCCUAGCAAGUUUUGAGAAAUGGGUUCUCCCAGCUGAACAUGCUCAUAUGUUCCCUCUUUUGCAACGGUUGACUAUAAGAAAGUGCCCGAGAUUAUUGGGGUUGCCUUUUUCAAACCACAUUGUUUCCCCAUAUUGGUUUCCCAAACUACAACAUGUUGAUAUACAGGACUGUCCAGAAUUCUCGUCAGUGAUUCCCAUCUCCUGGGUUGAAAGGAUUGAAAGUCUGCGUCUUGUCACGAUUAGAAGCGUCAAGCUACUAAAGUGGUUUCAAUACUCAAAAUCAGCCGAUGGAGUAAAAUUGGCAAUUUUUGGAAAAGGUGAUCUAUAUAGCUUAGAUCAAGUGUUAGUUUUUUAUAAGGAAGCAGGCCUUGAGAAGCUAGCACUCAAGAGGUGCCCACCUCUAGAAUUGAAGCACCUUCUGAUGCUAACCUCGUUGAAGACAUUGUUUGUAGAAGAAUCAGAUGGUCUGGUUGGACCACUAGGUGGCCAGGGUGAUGUGGAAUGGCAGCUCCCUGUUGAGCAUAUCCAGAUCGAGCGCUUAAACGGUAAUAGUGGGAAGGAAUUGACAGAGCUCCUCCCCCAUCUCCCAAGGCUCUCCAAGUUGGAAAUAAAGUUUUGUGGCAACAUAAAACACAACAGUAAUGGGGUGGAUGAAGAUGAAAUAACAACAUCAGCAGCAUCAAAGUUGGAGGAAGAUGAAAUAACAACAGCAGCAGAGGAAGAGGAUGAUGGGGUGCUGCUCUUCCCAGCUCAUCUCUUUGACUCACUACAGGAGUUGGUCAUCUAUGGUUGCCCAGAGAUGGUCCUGAUGAACCCACCAACUCUUGUUCCUGUAGGAGGAUGGUUCCAAGCCUUGAGAUCUCUCCAGAGAUUAAGUAUACAGCUCUCCCCAAAGUUUCUGUCUGCCUUCCCGUUUUCCCGUCACCUUUUCCCUUCCUCCCUGCAGUUUGUGGCGCUUUGGGGUGUGGAAGACAUGGGGACACUGGAGCCCCUCUCAAACCUCUCCUUUCUUACCAGAUUGGAAUUGAUUGGUUGCGGAAAAGAUCUGAAAUGUCAGGGCUUGCGCUCUCUCCUUACCACCAGGGGCCAGCUCGACGAAUUAAGAGUCUUUGGCAGCACUAUGUUCUUUGCUGGUUGGGAUCCCAAUCCUAGGCAGUCUUUGGGGGGUGUCGAGGGAGAAGAGCAGCAGACACAACUUGUUUCAUCCACAGUGCAGAAGCUCAGCACUGAUGACGCAGCGGGACUCCUUGCUGCACCCAUCUGCAGCUUCCUCUCUUCCUCCCUCACCAAGCUGGAACUUCAUGGGGAUGGGUCUGAAGGGAUGAAGUGCUUCAGCAAGGAGCAGGAGGACGCCCUUCAGCUCCUCUCCUCCCUCCAGCUACUUAAGUUUCAUGGUUUCAACGACCUUCAACAACUCCCUGCAGGGCUGCGCAACAUUACCAGCCUCAAGAUAUUAUCAAUCGAAUUCUGUCGAACCAUCUCAUCGUUGCCCAAGGAUGGCCUCCCUGAUUCACUCCAAGAGCUACGUGUCAAAUACAGCUGCCUGAAGCUAACACUGCAGUGCAGGGGGUUAGAGGGAACCAUCCCAGAAAUCGAUAUACGCUGAUCCAAGGGCAAUGCCUUGGAGUUCCCUUGUACAUUCUCCCAGCCUUGUAGAGCUCUUCCCUUUCCAUACGUACACACUUUGGUCUUGUGGCAGCCGUAUUCCUUCCUGUACAUAAAUCUGGUAAGCACACUAAAUGGGAACUUGACUCCUGCUGUAUCGUAUCAAUUAUAUCCACUUCCACUUAUACGUGCUGCAACAAAUAUAUCCACUUAUGCUCCUGCUAUAUUAAAUUUCCAUUUUCUUCUCAAACGAUAGUGAAGAUUUAUUUGUCAACACACCUGAUCUUUCCACAAGUCGAGAAAACCAACAUCACUGUCAGCCAAUGCCUUCUGCGAGUCUCUUCUUUUCUUCCUAGAUGUAGUUUCUAACGAAACAUGUGAUCACCAUUUGUCGUUUCCGGGGAUUUACUUGCUGCUCAACACUAGUGAUGAAGCUAUGUAUAUCCUUGGAAGCAAGAGAUUGAGUUGGGGAAAGGUAUGAUUGACUGAGACAUUCUUGUGCCACUGCAGCAGCCACACAAGGAUAGUGCUGUUCGGUAGAUGUGGUUUCAACUGUUCCUUGUGAUGCCCCUCAUUCGGUUCUUCCUUAGAUGCAAUGUACUUAAGAUGGUCAUAGAUGGAUUCUUGUACACUUUCAACUGAAUAUUCAGGUCAUAAUGACAAACAAGUAAGAUGCAGCCAACAAACUCUUAUUACUAAAAACCGGCACCGCAAAGGUGUGACUUACUGGAAAAGCUUUAGAUGGUGCUGAACAAUUCGGGGCACCUAAAGGAAGACUGUACUCAUGGUUCCUGUCAAGAACUGCUACGCACCUACUCGACGACUCCAGCAAUUGGUGUACACAAAACAGUGCAGAACGUUUGUUCAUGCGAGAACCGGCUGCCAAGAAGGGUAAUGAAUUGGCUUUUAACCAGUCCGCGGAGUAACCGGAACCAUGCUAAGGAAGAAGAAGAAGAAGCAGAAACACUGCCUAGUCCAGAAGAAGCGUAGCUUGCAGCUUGGUAUAUCUGAAGCCUGACAGCCUUGUGAUGUCGCUCAGAAGUUGCUGCAAUGAGCACAUCAUUCACAUUCAUACCGUGUGUGCGAUGCAAUAACCAGACUGCAUCAUCUUGUGAAGAAAUCGACACUUGUCAUGUUGUUAACUGAAGAAAUCGACACCCAGCUAUAUAUUAUCUUCGUCUAACGUGUCUGAAGACUGGAGAUGUCGCCAUUUGAGUUACCUUUUACUGUCUCCUUGCUCACCUGCCUUGCUUUAGCGUUAAAGUUAAGAUUACCUUUCACUGGCUGUAAUGGGCAUAAAACCCCGGAUCUAUCUGAGAGCCAUGGAGCUCAUAUUCCUGUACUUUAGCGGCAAUUCGUCUUGGCUGUCCUUAAUUCGCUAUAAUUCGCUGGCAAUCGUCUUGUGAAUUCACCUACUUGGUACCUGCCUGCUGGUGAAAUAAAUGGCCAGCUUGUGUUCUUCUCAGCAAAAGAAAGAAUGCUAGCUGUUUCUGUUUCUCAGCAAAAUAAA
Messenger RNA from Triticum aestivum (bread wheat), 8293 nucleotides. Its product is annotated as putative disease resistance protein RGA1. The transcript is spliced from 12 exons. The record is from RefSeq and is a predicted model, not a curated record. Gene Ontology annotation, molecular function: ADP binding. The coding region runs from base 2384 to 6784 and encodes 1466 amino acids. Lineage: Eukaryota; Viridiplantae; Streptophyta; Magnoliopsida; Poales; Poaceae.